AUCCAAGCUACUGGGUUCCAUACAUGACUGCUGGUUUGAUCGCUCUCGUCAUCGUCUGUUUUAGUGGAGGACCUGGAGCAGUUACUGGUACAGUGAACAGUGAAAUCUUCAUCCAGUCUGAUCGUCCAGCAGCGUUUGUCCUUGUAAUGAUGCUACGCUGGUUUACAGCAAUAUUGCUGGGUCUGUUCUUUCCAUUCCUUAUUACUACUCUGUCCUCAUACACCUUUAUACUGUUUGCCUGUGUGUGUGUGCUGGGUUCUCUUUAUAUCUUCUUCGUGCUGCCUGAGACUAAAGGAAAGGCCCUGCUGGAAAUCUCUGAGGAGUUUAAAGCCAUCACUGUCUGUGGGAAAUCCUUCUCAGAGGAACAGACAACAGAGACCAAGUUCUGAGGCCGUCCACAUUGUACACAGACUGCUGUAAAGAACAUAAGAAAAUGCUUGAAAUGGUUCUGAAUAAUGUACAUGAAAUGGGACCCAAUGA
This is a messenger RNA of Stegastes partitus (bicolor damselfish), 480 nucleotides long. RefSeq names its product solute carrier family 2, facilitated glucose transporter member 9-like. Gene Ontology annotation, biological process: dehydroascorbic acid transport. NCBI's taxonomy places the organism in Eukaryota, Metazoa, Chordata, Actinopteri, Pomacentridae. Gene Ontology annotation, cellular component: plasma membrane. The record is from RefSeq and is a predicted model, not a curated record. Bases 24 to 389 code for a protein of 121 amino acids. Gene Ontology annotation, molecular function: D-glucose transmembrane transporter activity. The transcript is spliced from 3 exons.